CCGCCCCUCCCCCUCCGAGGGCAGCCUGCCCCUCAGCCACCAGGGAGAUGGCUGCCAUGGGUUAAAGGGGGGGAGGGAGUGAUGAUGAGGGCCAGCUAAGGUGAUGGGAGACAUGGCCUCGGGAGACAUGCUUUCCCCGCAGGGGGACGCUUCCCCCUGGAUCUCGGAUGAAGUCAGCUGCUGUGGAGAAACAGGUCAGCCGGUGAACAUGGAGACCACGUCUAACCCUGCAGCAGUUGCAGAAUUGCCCAUGGUCCAGUCGUCAGAGGAGUCAUGGGAGAGCGCUGCCGUCUGCAGCAAGAGCCGAUGCUCCGAGGAGCACGUACUGACCUGCACGUUUGAAGCCUGUGACCUGGAACAAACAGGACAGGUGUCUGUUUUCCAUAUUAUCGAGUACUUACAGUCUGUGACAGGGCAAAGCUGUGAGGAAGGGAGACUGCAGUUGCUUUACAAAAUGCUGGACCCAGAAGAGAGGGGCGUCACUGUGGAUUUACCGACCUUCCAUGCUGUCAUGAAGAACUGGAUUGCAGAUUGUCGGCAGGAUGGGGGAUUAGACAGCACGAAGGAGCGAGACAAGUUUGUGGACAAUAUGUGCCUGUGGCCAUCUGGGAGGAGGCGGCCUGUCUCUAGUGCUGCUCAGUUGGAGGGAUAUGGCGGGGAUGUCAGCAUUGUAAACUCGGAAGAGGCUGCCGCCUUGAUGAGCAGCAUUGAAGACCUGGAGUACGGCAACAAAAAGUUGGCCGUGCAGAAUGCCAAGCUGCAGAGGACCAUCGAGGCAGCUGAGGAACUCAACUCCCGCCUCACCGAAGAGCUCUCCCAGCUGCAAGGCAGACUGAGAAGCACGCAACAGGCCCUGGAACAGGCUAAAUCAGUGGCUAACGAACUAGAAGACCUGAAGGCUAUUGCAAAAAGUCUGGAAGAGGAGAAGGGCAAACUUUACUCACAAGCCCGGCAGCUGGAGAAGGAACAGCUGUGCCUCUCUCUACAAGUGGACUGUCUUCAAGAGGAGAACAGGAAGCUGCUCGCAGAGAGAGACAGAGUGAAGCAGAAGGUUGCAGGGCUGGUUGCUGAGAAGGCAGAUCUGAAGGCCCAGCUCUGUGAAUAUGAAACUCUCCUCUCCUGCAAAGACACUGCCCUUACUGAGAAAACAAACCGUGCCGAAGAACUGACAGUGAUGCUGGCGGAGUACAGGACAGUGGUACAGGAGCUGAGACUGGAAAUAAGCCAGCUGCAGGAGCAGCUGUGCCAAACCACCGAAGACCUGGCCAUGCUGCCGGAGGAGCUGCCCCACGAGCUUAAACCCCACGUUCAGCUUCCUGUACAGCCGCUCUGCGUGGAGAUAGAAGAAAUCCAGCAGGGACGAAAGGCCGAGGCCCGUCUGCCCAACCCGCUGUGUGGGAUGUGGCCAGGCUCAGCAGCGCCUGCGUCGGUACAGCUGCUGGUCGGGUUGAGUCCCGUGGACGUCAGGGCGGUGGCAGCGGAGCAGGACGUGGGCGCGGCCGACUGCACCCCAGCAUGGCUGGCUCAGCCGAGCCCCACCGGGGAAGCCACAGUUCUGGCUGAGCAGCGACUGACGCCGGAGAUGCCAGAAAGCACAGAGGAGAGGGGAGACUGGAGCUGCCCAGAGCUGUGUGCGCAUGGCGCAGAGGAGCAGCUUAAACUCGCCAGGGGGACCAGUGAAGAGCACAGCUGCUUAUCCUGCGUGGAGACCCAUGUGCUUCCUUGGCCGGAAGGGAAGGCAGCAAAACCUAUCUGUCUGGAGACCUGGCCCGCAGACCCUCUAUUGUCCAGUGCAGCAGAGAGGAGCCCUGCGGGAGGCCUGCAGCAAGGUGCACUCGUCCCCGUGCGGAAUCAGCUGUCCCCCGUCAAGCAGAAGCAGCGGCAGGACUGCUGGUUCGAAACCUUAGCCCCAUGGUUUCGCUUGGGCCUGAUUUGCCUUCUGCAUCGGCCGCAGCCCCACCUCCUCCCCAGCCGCCUGCUGCUGGCCCUGCUUGCGACACUCCUCUUGCUGCCAGCACUGUGCUAUCUGGCGCUGCCAUGCAGGCAGCAGCCUGGCUGGACCAUGCCGACAGGGCUGGCGUGGCCACACCUCCAGCUGCGGUACCUGAGGCCCCCACCUUUGUGACCCCUUCCCACCCCGACUGGAGAAAGCAGCUCUUUGGGGGCCAGGGAAGGUCCAUUUUAAGCUGCUGGCCGUCCUCGCUGGGAGCAGCUCUGCCUUGAAGGCAAAUAAAAAGCCAGUUCAGGCCAAUGAACUGGGAGCGUGGCUGUCAGUGCGGGGGCAGCCUGAGCCGUCACGUCCCUGCUGGGUCCCCCCACAGACAGCCCUUGUUCUCGGUCGCCCGAGGUCCCUUCGGUGCUGCUCGGGCAGCUUUGAGUGGCCUAAGGGCCUUGCUGCCAGCCCUUGGCAUAGGGGAUGGGGCAGGGGUGUGGCCGGGGCUCCCUGCACGGUGCCUAUUCCCUGCCCACAGGGCACAGCAGGGGCUUAGCGGAGCAGGCUGUGGCUGGAAUGUCCUGGCGUGUGGCUAUUCUCUGCCCCACAGGCUCUCGAGGGGGCAUGGCCGGGGGGCACUGGGCUGCGCUAUUCUCUACCCCCAGGGCCCAGCGGGGGCAGAGCAGGGUUCUGUGGCUACUCCUUAGGGCCAGUGGGAAUCACAGUAAGUGAGGGCAGAGCUGGGGCUGCUUUAUUGACAGUGGGGCCCAGGCAGGCCCCAGCUCUGGGGAUCACAAAAGGUGGUUUUAAACUCCCUGCCCAUCCCUGCCCCAAGCAGCCCAACCGAAGGCCCCGCUCCGGCAGCCAGACCUCCUGGCCUCGAGCUCCACAGCUGCAGAGCCCUUGCUGUCAGCACUCGGGGUUACCCCUCACCCCAGAGCCUUGAGUCUAGUGCUCAGCUCCCACCCUGGCACAUCCCACCCUGGUCCCGCAGGCUCGGCGCAGCCACAGCGAGCAAGCGGAGACUGACACCUUUAAGACUCAGCCACCCUGGGACCUGGAGCGUUUGUGUAGAAGCAACAACUGUGGACAAAAGCUAAAUGACGGUGGACUCAGGGUCUGUCUCCUAGGGAUCCGCCCGUUCUGCCCGCCCACCUUCCUCCCCCGAAAUCAAGCCAGGCUCCCCCCUCAACGUCAACUACGAUUUUUCAGCCCGAGACACGAGAAUUGGGAAAUGCAGACCGACUGGGCACGCGGGUGGCUGGGUUAACUUCUUCACUGGUUUAUUUGCAGCUCCCAUUCUCUGCACAGCGCAUCGGGGGAGAAAUGCCUUUCAGUGGGGGGGGGGGGCCCAGGAACAGAGCAUCCGUACACAGCUGAGCCCUUUCCACGAGCCGCUGGAUCCGCUCCCAAUCACCAAAACUUACACGGAUUUCCCAGGAACAGCCGGAAGAGAGGGUAACCCCAAUCUAUCACUCCCCUCAAAACACAGCUAUUGACCUUCUUAUCUCUCUGCUCUGAGGGACCCAAACCCCACCGUGGUCCCUGGCUUCCCACCCACCAGGUAUGCCAAUGGAGUGGGGCCAUCCCCAGAACCUGGCACCCUUCUUAACUGCAGGACUUACAAAACCUCCAACUGUUGCAAAACUGCACUCGGCCUGGACGCUCUUAUUUCUGUGGGGAGCAAAUGACCCUUUCCCUCCAUCGCGCCCACAGGUUGUGCGCUAAGGUGGCACAGCUGUUCUUGUCCCGGUGAAGACCUGCUCUCCAACUGGAGAGCAAACCAGAGGGCCGUGGAUAGCUGCUAACAGGACCAGAGAUUCAACCACACUAGUAUCUGUGUUACCACAGCCUGGUGUUUGAUCGGACAGGGAGGAAUUACAACCCCUCAGCUGGGGUUUUGCUGCCCGCGCUUCUGUCUACAGUCGUUCCAGGGGAUGUUUCCUUCUAUGAAAAACAGCCAGGAAAACGAAGGGCAUCUCUGGGCCGACGUCAGGGGGUAGGGUAGAUCGGUGCAGUUUUGAAACUUCUUUUUAGUUGGAGCUUCAGGGACGAAUGGAA
Chrysemys picta bellii (western painted turtle) is the source of this 3994-nucleotide messenger RNA. The record is from RefSeq and is a predicted model, not a curated record. NCBI's taxonomy places the organism in Eukaryota, Metazoa, Chordata, Testudines, Emydidae.